Molecule: messenger RNA, 907 nt
Organism: Lottia gigantea (owl limpet)
Lineage: Eukaryota; Metazoa; Mollusca; Gastropoda; Lottiidae
Exons: 4
Coding region: 158-835 (225 amino acids)
Source: RefSeq, a predicted model, not a curated record
AUGUGGAAAAACAUGGCAUAUGUAACAUAAAUGUAGUAACCUCCUUAAAAGCCAGCCUGUAGGCCUUUAUUGAAAAUUUCUAGUCUAAAUCUCUCUAAACAGUUUGGUGGAGCCUAUUGUCAGCGUUGCCUACGUUUGCCUAAUUGAGUCCAAGAAAAUGGACCGUAAUCCUGUAUUUUCUCAAGGAACUAAAAGAUUGUUGAAAAAUUAUAUUCGCCACACCGAUACACAUAAUAGGAUUCAAGAAGAAAAUGAUAUGUGGAAACAAUAUGAGAAAUCAAAACAAGAUGAGUCGAGAAAAUUUACCCCCAGAUCUCAGAAAUCAUAUCUAGAAGACAAGAGAGAUGAUAUGAAUGAUGCUAGAUAUAAAAUGAAAAGUCGUAGUGCUCACAUGGAUGACAGUAGAGAGGCUACCAGUACUUAUUGGAUGAGACAGCUGGAAAAAACAGAGGCUGUAGACCCUGAAAGAUGGGGUCAUAGUGGUUUUAAAGAGAUGUAUCCUGCAGAUUUUGAUAGUGAUAGAUCAGACCAGGAUUCCUCUUCCUCUUCUUCCUCUUCAAGUUCUUCUUCUAGUUCAGAGGAAGAGAGGAGAAAAAGGAAAAAGAGAAAGAAGAAAAAAAGACAAAAGAGGAAAGUUGAAUUGGAAUGGGUAGAAAGUGAAUCUAUUAAAUCAAGCAGAAAUAAUACAGACAUAAAUAACAGAAAAACAAAGAAAAGAAAAUCUGAUCAAUUUGAUAAUAAGUCUGAUAAUGAAACUCCAACAAAACGUGUGAAAAAACAUAAACAUUCAGACAGGCACAAAAAGAAAAAGAAACAUAAAAAGCAUAAGGAUUAGAAAAAUGAAUAAAUGAAAGAAUGAAUGAAUGAAUAAUGGAAAUGAAUGAAUAAAUGAAAUUUUAAAUAUUUU